AUGUCCCUUCCCUUCGGUGCCGACCCCAAAAACGGCCGAGAUACACACGCCUCAGACUCAAUGCCUAAGGAUGGAGAUAUUCAUGGCUCACAUCACCAUGAGCGUCCGGAGAAUACAAACCCGCACUACAACGAAUAUGCAACAAUUCUAAAAACACACCUGGGCAUCGUUGAGAGCGAAUUGAGCAGACUAAAGUCCACACAGAUCUCCGAACUAGGCGUGGCCGAAAAAUAUCACACUGCUCGGGAAUUCGAAGUGGGUGAGAAGGACAUGCACGUACAGGAAGCCAGGGCUCUCAGAGUCCAUCCUUGGGAAUGGCGAGGAGUCAAGAACAAAGGUGGGAUCAUUCGGAGCCUACCAGCUCUCAUUGUUUCUUCAAAUGGGCAUGGCAGACCACGGCGAGGUUCAACCAAGCGAAGGAGCACGAGAAACAAUGACACGCUUGGUAGUGGCAAUUCGAUCCUGGAAGAAGACCCUCCAUUUGAGAAUGCAUACCGUCUUGCCAUCAACUCGAAGAUUCUUCUCAACUUACUAAACGAUUGCACUGGUAUGGAUUUUCCAGAAGACCGCAACGUCUGGCUGCGCCCAUUCAAAUACCUCGUUGCUUAUGAGACGGAAAUAAGACAGACUCUGCAGGACGUUGAAGUGAUUUUCGAUCAGUUCGAAGCAGGAUCACGGCUGUCUGAUCAGAUAGACACUAGCCAGCCCAACAGCGAAGUCAGUAUUCCAGGUGCAAAGCCCAUGCGAGAGGGAGAAGAAUUAAUGGCAGGAGCUGCGGAAUUAGCACCGCAUGCUAUGGAUGCAUCGAGCGCGAAAGUUGAAAGGGACCACCUCCGUUGUCUCGUGGAGUUUAUGGAUACGGAUAUGCAAGAUAUUUUCGAUGUGAAGCGUCAGGUUGCCGACCAAACUCUCAAGGAGGUGGCCUUUGAGCAUCUGUGGCUGCUUUACAGGCCAGGUGACUUAGUUUAUUCAACGACAUCUCCAGAGGAAAGUAAGACUUGCCAAGCUUAUCGCGUUCUUCAUGUCACUGGUGGACGACCAAUUCUUGACCCCGCCAACAAGUCGAAAAUUUAUGCAGUCCGAAAUCGUAAUGGGACAGGGAGUCAGAGACCGAAGAAAACGUCUGCGACAACAUCCGGGGCUCGUAUUCAUACGUGA
Molecule: messenger RNA, 1158 nt
Organism: Letharia columbiana
Lineage: Eukaryota; Fungi; Ascomycota; Lecanoromycetes; Lecanorales; Parmeliaceae
Exons: 2
Coding region: 1-1158 (385 amino acids)
Source: RefSeq, a predicted model, not a curated record